GAAGAAUAGAACAGCAGUUGAAACAAAGUCCUCCUACUUCUGUCAGUGACUCUGACUGAACUACAGCCAGUAACUAGUAGAAGUAACGCUACAAGAACAAGACAUGUCCAGGUUGAUGAGAGCUAUCAGAGUCAGUGAGUUUGGAGGUCCGUCUGUCCUCAAACUGUGUUCCGAUGUGAAAGUGCCUCAACCCGGACACAGACAGGUGCUGAUCCGUGUCCAUGCCUGUGGAGUCAACCCCGUGGAGACAUACAUCCGCGCUGGGACUUACGCACGCAAGCCCACCCUGCCGUACACACCCGGCUCUGAUGUCUCUGGAGUGGUGGAAACUGUAGGAGAGGGAGUCACAGCAGUAAAGGCUGGGGAUCGAGUUUUCACCACAGCCACAGAGACUGGAGGUUAUGCAGAGUACACUGUGGCGACAGACGACUGUGUCUACAAACUGCCUGAUGCUUUAGACUUCACCCAGGGAGCAGCCAUAGGAAUCCCAUACUUCACUGCCUAUAGAGCUCUGGUUCACAAAGCACACAGUAAGGCUGGAGAGACUGUCCUCAUCCAUGGAGCAAGUGGAGGGGUUGGUGUGGCAGCAUGCCAGUUAGCCCGUUCUCUGGGCCUCAGGGUGUUGGGGACAGCAGGGACACCAGAGGGAAUGAAGCUGGCUCUCGGCAAUGGAGCUCAUCGUACUUUUAACCACAGAGAGGAGGGCUACACAAACAAAAUCAUGGAAGCCACAGAGGGCCGAGGCAUAGAUGUGAUCGUGGAGAUGCUGUCAAAUGUCAACCUCAGUAAAGACCUUCAGAUGUUAGCCUACGGAGGACGUGUCAUAAUCGUUGGCUCCAGAGGCCCCAUAGAGAUCAACCCAAGAGACACCAUGGCUAAAGAGAGCAGCAUCACUGGAGUGGCUCUGUUCUUCGCUACACCGGAGGAGAGGAAAGAGUGUGCAGCACUGCUCUUCGCAGGGAUGGAAGCUGGUUGGCUGCAUCCAGUCGUCGGUUCCCAGUAUCCGCUCGACAAGGCUGCCCAAGCCCACCAUGACAUCAUCGAGUCUCCCGGGGCUGCUGGGAAGAUGGUCCUGACCGUGUGAUGAUGUGACCAGAUCACAGGUCAAAGGUCACCAAGUAGAGUUUUGGUUGGAUACUCUUGAGGAGCUUCUACAAGCACACAAUGGUUAACAUGCUUACAUGUAGACAGACAAUGACUAUUGAAUAUGAUAUCUUGUUAUAGUUGGUACAAGAUACAAAGGACAAAAUAUUGAGCUGAUUAAUGAAAUACCAGUUAAUUUAUGUCAACUGAUAUAUGUUUAUAUAACACACAGUCCAAGCCAGCAUGACAGUGAC
Messenger RNA from Scomber japonicus (chub mackerel), 1337 nucleotides. RefSeq names its product crystallin, zeta (quinone reductase) (gene cryz). The record is from RefSeq and is a predicted model, not a curated record. Bases 104 to 1084 code for a protein of 326 amino acids. Gene Ontology annotation, molecular function: NADPH binding; mRNA 3'-UTR binding; quinone reductase (NADPH) activity. Lineage: Eukaryota; Metazoa; Chordata; Actinopteri; Scombriformes; Scombridae. The transcript has 9 exons. Gene Ontology annotation, cellular component: cytosol.